AUGGCUCAGGCCUCUGCAUAUACGUUCUACGAUGGACACUACGAGGAUGUGUUGAAAUUAGUUCAUCAACGAUGCGGUCGAAACGUGGCCACUGCUGUUCCUGAUCCGGUGGAAGACCAUAGCGAAGAACCGAACGACUUCUACUCCUCCGACACAUACACUACGAUAGCAGAAGACACAUGUGGCACCAUUGUUGUCCAGGAAAAUAUCUCCUCGGCUUCACUGUUCAUAGGAAUUGACGAAAUCCAUGACGGUAACGACAUUGCAGCAGGUCUCUCGAUAUGUCUCCCUUUUCUUAAGAUGAUAUCAACACCUAUUCGGCCAGUGCGACAUGUGGUUCAUCGAACAAAACUUGACAAUGAAAAUGGCAUGUUGCUACUGAUGCUACUGAUGGGGGAGUUGCGCUCCGAUUUGUAUCCAAGAUACUAUUUAUAUCUCCUUGUUCCUGUCGGCGAACCCAUCACUCUCCUCCAACCAUUGCACCCCGGACCUGAUAAAAAGCCAAGCAUAUUGCACUGGGCCCACCUGGGACUGGGGGAUGAUUCUCCCAAACUCGACAAUUACCAACUUCACUAUGCUUUUCCAAAACUGCAACUGAUCUUGAGACCUUGA
This is a messenger RNA of Penicillium canescens, 612 nucleotides long. Its product is annotated as Pectin lyase fold/virulence factor. NCBI's taxonomy places the organism in Eukaryota, Fungi, Ascomycota, Eurotiomycetes, Eurotiales, Aspergillaceae. The record is from RefSeq and is a predicted model, not a curated record. The coding region runs from base 1 to 612 and encodes 203 amino acids. The transcript has a single exon.